Molecule: messenger RNA, 795 nt
Organism: Meloidogyne enterolobii
Lineage: Eukaryota; Metazoa; Nematoda; Chromadorea; Rhabditida; Meloidogynidae
Source: the annotation of a GenBank genome assembly
UUGCUGGUCCAAAUGUCGUCAGGUUCUCCUUCAAGUCUUUCACCACCUCCAGAAGACAAGAGGAACCACGUAAAUGGAGCUGUCGGGCGUUCUCGACGUCAAAAUGUUAAUUAUGGCAUUCGUAAUCAAUAUUUGGCUAGUUUGACUGAACGGGAACUGAACGGGUUAAAUGUUUAUCGCUGUGAGGAUGACGAUCUUUCCAUCCGUACAGCCGCAGCACAGGCAAGACUGCCUUAUGAUAGAAUGACACUUCGGGAAUUGGAAUUAUUCCCGGAAAUGGCACGUUCUCAACACAGUGUUGCCCUUUUCCUUUAUAUUAGAAAUAAAACGUUGGCACAAUGGCAAUUUGAUCCACUUUUGGAACUUACUUUGGGAGCAAUUUUAAAAGAAUUACCCGAACCAUUUAACAGUGAUGUUGAGUUAGUUACAAGUAUUCAUAAUUAUUUGGAGCGUUAUGGCUAUAUUAAUUAUGGAGUGUUUACUCGUUUAUCAGUUAGAGAAUUUGACAAAAAAAUAACAAUUGUCGUUAUUGGAGCGGGAGCGGCGGGGCUAGCCGCUGCUCGACAAUUAAAAUUCUUUGGGUUUGAUGUUAUUGUAUUGGAGGCUAGGCCUAGAAUGUGUGGACGUGUAUUUACUUACCAUAGAGGUGCUGGCCUGCCGCCUGUCGAUUUGGGUGGAAUGAUUAUUAAAGGAAUAGGUAAGCGAUUUUAUUUAUUAAAAAUAUUUUUUUAGCAAUGGGAAGCAGAUUGGCAGAGAAUUUCGGUCUUGAAAAACGAGGUUUAGAUCGAUACAUCU